Cottoperca gobio is the source of this 2396-nucleotide messenger RNA. RefSeq names its product 3-monooxygenase/tryptophan 5-monooxygenase activation protein, gamma polypeptide 1 (gene ywhag1). NCBI's taxonomy places the organism in Eukaryota, Metazoa, Chordata, Actinopteri, Perciformes, Bovichtidae. The record is from RefSeq and is a predicted model, not a curated record. The coding region runs from base 166 to 909 and encodes 247 amino acids. The transcript has 2 exons.
AAGUGCUCGGAGGGGGGAGGGGUGUCCCGUCGGCAGGCACACAGACAGCAGGCAGCAGCUGCAGCGAGAAGGACCCGGUACCCGUUUCUCUGCAUUAAACCAUUCAUAGUAACGAUUUUUUAGCUCCGAAACACAUAGGACAGCAACACACACCACACAUCUAAAAUGGUAGACCGCGAGCAACUGGUGCAGAAAGCCAGGCUGGCCGAGCAGGCGGAGAGGUAUGAUGAUAUGGCAGCUGCCAUGAAAUCGGUUACAGAGCUGAACGAAGCACUAUCCAACGAGGAGAGGAACCUACUCUCUGUGGCCUAUAAGAACGUGGUUGGGGCGAGGCGUUCAUCCUGGCGUGUCAUCUCCAGCAUUGAGCAGAAGACGUCGGCAGAUGGCAACGAGAAGAAGAUCGAGAUGGUGCGGGCCUACCGGGAAAAGAUCGAGAAGGAACUGGAGGCCGUCUGCCAGGAUGUGCUCAACCUCCUCGACAACUUCCUGAUCAAGAAUUGCAAUGAGACGCAACACGAGAGCAAAGUGUUCUACCUGAAGAUGAAGGGUGACUACUAUCGCUACCUGGCCGAGGUAGCCACAGGGGAGAAGAGAGCCGCGGUGGUGGAGUCCUCCGAAAAGUCUUACAGCGAGGCUCACGAGAUCAGCAAGGAGCACAUGCAGCCCACCCAUCCCAUCCGCCUGGGCCUGGCACUCAACUACUCCGUCUUCUACUACGAGAUCCAGAACGCCCCGGAGCAGGCGUGCCACCUGGCCAAGACCGCCUUCGACGACGCCAUCGCCGAGCUGGACACCCUGAAUGAGGACUCCUACAAAGACUCCACUCUCAUCAUGCAGCUGCUACGAGACAACUUGACGCUGUGGACGAGCGACCAGCAGGACGACGAGGGAGGAGAGGGCAACAAUUAAAGAGUCCAAAACCUCAUUCUGCCAAAACAACACAACAUGCGCGCUCACAAAUGACAAAAUAAUAAUACUAGUUAAAAAGUUGUUAGAAAUUUAAAAAGAGAAGGGAGGGGGGGUGGUGGAACAACGGCGCCCAAUUCAGCCGAUGGUACUAACGUGGCUGCUGUUCUUUAUUUUUCAACAAAUUAAAAGUGUAAAAUAAGUUGGAGGGAAGACAAUUUUAGCUUGAGAAAUAACCUAAGAUUAAAAAAAAUAAACUAAAAGAAUGAAACCCCCUCCUUGGUAGCGUCUGCAGCAUUUGCCAAAAUACCACUUUAGAAGCAAGAGGUAUGUCAUUCAUCGCAGUGUGACUAUUGGGUAAUGAUACCUUCACACUGGCAGAGACUGGUCUUAUCGCGCAAAUGAAGCUGAGCUGUCUUAUUGUAUUUGGUGAGGGGAGGAGCAUUCAGAAAUUGAGUUUCGAUGCUUGAGCAACCAGAAAAUUAGAGUAACCUUGAAUGUCAUGGCCUUGCUUAGUGAGAGAGAAAGACAAGAGAGAAGAGCGAGUGAGAGAGCAGACGGGUUACAGAGAUGAAGACGGGGCUUUUUAGGGGUGUCCAACUUCAUCGUGUAACUUCCAAACGUACCGACAUCUUUAGUUGCACCACACUAUGAUCGUUGAGUGAAAAGCAGGUUGUCUCUGGUAAUGAAGAUAACAUUAAAAAAAAUAUGUUUUUGUUUGCUUUGUGUCAGGUAUGUGUCCAGCUCAGUCACACAGUCAUACUGUAACUAAAAAUACAAAUUCAUAAAGUAAACUUAGUGCAGCUUGUCCCUCUCAUGUGCUGAUGUGCUUUAUUAAAUAAAUUAACUGUUUUUGGACACCUAAUUCUUAUUGUCAGUAUUUCCGUUACUAUAACUUCUAUUGGCUCCUUGUAGGAAACAGUUUGGUUCACAGAAAUCCAGAUAGCAAAGUAAAAUUAAUGGAAUUUAAAAAAAAUGUGUGGUGAUUGAACAUAUGAGUCCACCCAUAGUCUCUCUUCAUAACUCUCAGUAGGAUCUCUGAAAUGGCACCUGGAACCACAUACUUGAUUAGUAAACUAAGUAUAAUUUGUGGACAGAGGACAUGCAAUGUUAAGUGGAAGCUCUAAAAGCAGAUUUGAGGUUUGUGGAUUUACUUUGUCUUCAGUUUCUUGGUCAAGAAAUGCACUUGCCUAUUAUACUGUUUCUUCAGUGUAAGAUGAUAACUGCUCCAAUAUUCUCCAUAAUACAAUAUUGUGCAUGCUGGUGAUGUAUUUAUACAGUAGCUUACAUUUAUUAACUUAUACUGUAGAUGUUAUGUAUUCAUAUGAACAUGGAAUUACUAGACCUUAAUCAGAUUAUUUUCUAUUUAUUUCUUUUUAUUGCGAUUGUUAGCUAGACCUUAUUUUAAUCUGUGUUUUCUUUACUCCAUUUGCUGAAGUACGCUAUACCAAAACAGUGAUUGUUAACAAUAAAUUGAUCUGUUACGGACA